This is a messenger RNA of Austrofundulus limnaeus, 2941 nucleotides long. It is a transcript of the gene enpp1, whose product is annotated as ectonucleotide pyrophosphatase/phosphodiesterase 1. The record is from RefSeq and is a predicted model, not a curated record. Lineage: Eukaryota; Metazoa; Chordata; Actinopteri; Cyprinodontiformes; Rivulidae. Gene Ontology annotation, cellular component: cell surface. Gene Ontology annotation, biological process: negative regulation of fat cell differentiation; regulation of bone mineralization; ATP metabolic process. Gene Ontology annotation, molecular function: metal ion binding; dinucleotide phosphatase activity; phosphodiesterase I activity.
UUKACACGUUCAUGUCAAACACAAACUCCUCCCUUCAACCUUUAAACGUGUUGCUGCUCUGCAAACUUGUGAAAACAGGGCGGUGCUGUGAGCUGCUGCCGGGGGCAGACAGGGUUCUGCCCUGCUGCUCACCGGGGGGGGACUCCUGCUGCAGCUCAGUCGCUCCUGGAAAACUGUUCCUGCAGCAGCAGCAGCCGCAGCAUGGAGGGAACCAAAGGAGAGGAGCGCUCAGCUGAACAGGCGGCCUCUUUAUUUGGGACAGCCGAGAUGGAGAGUCAGAGGAGCGCAGCUGCACGGAGGAAGAAGCGGAUUAACAUCUGUAAAAUCAUCUCUGGGAUCCUGCUGCUGGUCUUGCUGAUCGUCCUGCUGGCUGUAGUGAUUUCAGUGAAGACGAAGGACACAGAUUCCUGGAAGGUUGAAGACUUUAAGGAAAUUCAUCAGAAGCAGUGUCCCCCUGGUUUUUCCAGGUCUCCUCUCAUCCUGAUCUCCUUUGACGGUUUCCGGUCAGAAUAUCUAAGAGAACACAAGGAGCACCUUCCUGUCUUCAGCAGGAUCCGAAACGUUGGAACAACGGCGCCGUACAUCAGACCUGUUUAUCCCACAAAAACAUUCCCCAACCACUACAGCAUCGUGACUGGUCUUUAUCCAGAGUCUCAUGGGAUCGUGGGCAACAAUAUGUACGAUGUGAGCCAAAACGCCUUCUUCAGCUUAAAAACCGAUGAGAAAUUCAACCCGCUGUGGUACCAGGGAGAACCAGUCUGGAUCACCGCCAUGCGGCAAAAGCUAAAAACAGCCACUUAUUUCUGGCCAGGUUCUGACGUCCUCAUUAAUGGCAGCCAUCCAAACAUCUACAAGAAGUAUAACCGGAGUGUCUCAUUUGAAUCCAGAGUGUCGACACUGUUUGAGUGGCUGGAGUUACCCGAAAGCCAAAGACCCGACUUUUACACUUUGUACCUGGAGGAGCCUGACACUUCAGGACAUAGACACGGCCCCAACAGUCCACAGGUGAUUUCAGCUUUGAAGGAUGUGAACAGAAUUAUGGGGACGAUCCUGAGCGGCCUCAAAGCAAGAGAGCUCCACCGAUGUGUCAACGUAAUGAUCGUGUCUGACCACGGGAUGGAGGAGGCGUCCUGUGAACGAGGAGAGUUUGUGUCAAACUACCAAGAAAACACGUCUGACUUCAACAUCAUCCAGGGCCCAGCUGCUUGCAUCAGACCCAAACGCCUCCCGGAGGAAUACUUCUCCUUCGACUACGAAGGUUUGGUGAAGAACCUGUCGUGCAGGAAACCGGACCAAGCGAUGAGGCCGUACCUCAAAGAAAACCUCCCCAAAAGGAUGCACUUCGCUAACAACAAGCGCAUCGAGAGAGGUCACCUGUACCUGAGGUCCGGCUGGCAGGCAGCGCUGAACCAAAAGGAAAUAAAAUAUUGCAGCGGUGGAUUCCACGGCUCAGAUAACCUCUUCACCAACAUGCAGGCAAUUUUUAUUGGCUAUGGUCCAGCCUUUAAGACCAACACGGAGGUGGCUCCGUUUGAAAACAUUGAAUUAUAUAACCUCAUGUGCGACCUUCUCGGUAUCCGUCCGGCUCCGAACAACGGGACCCACGGCAGCCUGAACCACCUCCUGAAGAAUCCAGUCUACUCUCCGGUGAACCCGGCGCAGCUGUCCCACGGCUCCGUCUGCGAGGUCUCUGCUUCCAUCCCGACGUACGACCUGCAGUGCAACUGCUCAUCUCUGACCCCGGAGAUGGAAAUAUUCAUGAACGCAAUAUUUAAAGAAACUAAUUUUGACAAGACUGCCACCAAUAACCUCCACCAUCCUUUCGGAGCUCCUCAGGUCGUCCAGUCAGACGCUAACUUCUGUCUGCUGUCCCAAUCUGAUUACCUGAACGGAUACAGCAAAGACCGCCUGAUGCCUCUCUGGGUGUCGUACACCAUCCAGCCUCUGGUCCGUCGCAGAGACCCGAGUCCGGACGAGUGCGUUCGUGCUGACCUCCGCAUCCCGUCUUCAGCCAGCCAGCUGUGUCCUCGCUACAGAGACAACCCACGCCUGACCUUUGGCUUCCUGCACCCCCCCUUUCUGUAUUUCCUCGGUCGAGAUAUCGACUCUCUCGUCAGCACCAACAUGGCGCCGAUGUUCCCUGCGUUCAGAAAGGUCUGGAACCAUCUCCACAGAGACGUGCUGUUUGGAUUCUCACAGCUGCUGAAUGGAAUCAACAUCAUCAGUGGGCCCAUCUUUGAUAAAGACUUCGAUGGAAGAGUUGAUCCACUCAGCAAAGUUUCAGGGAACGAAGCUCCCAUCCCGACACAUUUCUUUUUAAUCUUGACCAGCUGCCGCAACCAGACCUUUAGCCCGCUGAAAUGCGAGGGUCCGCUGCAGGCGGUCUCCUACAUCCUGCCCCACAGACCGGACUUCUCUGAGUUUUGCACUGACACGUCGGACUUGACGUUUGUGGACGAGUGGAUGAGUUUUCACACGGCUCGAGUCCGAGACAUCGAGCUCCUGACGGGGCUGAGCUUCUACCACAGCCGGAUAUCUGUGGAAGAGACGCUACGACUAAAGACUUUUCUACAUAACAAAACGCCCACGUUAAAUUCAUAGGUGUGUCACGUGUCGUUUUGCACACGUGACCUUUUAUUGGAUUUUUCUGUGGUGAAAGAUUCACAAGAAGACACGUGGGUCUGCAGGCAGCUGCCUUAUUUAAUUUACAACUCAAACAAUAAGAUUUUAUGACAGAACAAAAUGCUCCCGACCUGAAGCUCCAUCCAGGUGUUUUACCUUCGUUAGAUGCCGUGUUUAAACAUCUCUACGAUUAUUGUAUAAAAUCUAUGCAUCAGUUCUUGUUUUAUGAUCAGUUUUCAUCUAUUUCCUGAAAGACCUCCAGUUGUGUCAUCGAACUGUAAGUGAAAGAUUUAAAAAGUAAAGUAAAAUAUGUAUAUAU